AUGCCAUCCGUCCUGUUUUACAGUGACACCCUCAUCCCCUCAGCUACUCCAGCACAUCCAGAUGGGCCUGUUCCAUCGUGGCCAGUCUGGAAAGCACCCCAUCGGUGGCCAAUACUAUUCACCUGUAACACUUCCCCCGAUGAUGUAGAGGAAAUCCUCCACAGUCCCGCCGGUAGCGGCCUUUUCAACCAGGGCGAGGCCCUCAAAGCACUACAUUUCGUACAGUCCCUCCUCGAUCACUCCAACAGCCUAAGUUACCCCUCUAAUGGCGCUAAUUUAACUCUCACAACAACCCCAAUGCGGCCCAUCACUCAACAAGAAAUUGCGGUAAUAACCCCUUUCCUGACCCAAGUAACCCACCUCCGACGCCUCUUCCGCGACCACAACCUCCACUCCGUCAACAUUGGCCCCGUCGAGGCAUUCCAGGGCCUUGAAUCGCGCUUCCUGAUAAUCUGCACGACACGCACGCGCGCCGAGAUGCGCUUUAUUCAGCAGGACCAGUCAUUCGGCUUAGGCCUGGUUGGCGAAAGACGUCGAUUCAACAUGGCCAUGACCCGGGCGAAGGAAGGGUUGAUCGUAAUCGGCAAUCCGGAUGUGCUGGUUGGCGUGUCGAAAGAUGAGUCGUGGCGAGCUUUUCUUAGCUUUUGUGCCAGGAAUGGGUGUUGGGAUGUUAAUGAGAGUAGUGAAGAUGCGGGCGUGAAGAUGUGGGCGUGGGCAGAUAGGUUGGCUGGUCAUCGGAGGCGGGGGCGUGGGAAUGUGAAUGGAUAUGGCAAUCGGGGUGGAAAUGGGAGUGGGAGCGGGGAUGAGAAUGGGAACGGCAAUGGGAGCGGCAACGGGAACGGGAACGGCCUUGCGGCGCAUGCAGAAAAUUAUGAAGAGGAGGACGAUAUACGACUUCAGGGGUAUGUGAGCCGUUUGGAGCGGGGUUUACUUUAUGCGCAGAGUGCAAAGGAAGGCUAUGACGGGGUCAGCGGGUCCGUUGAUGGGGAGAAUUCGAGAGAUGCUACAGGCAGACAUUGUCUGAAGGGAGGCCGGUGCGGACAAGAGAAAGGGAAGGGUUAUUUGGGUAAGGAAUGGAAUACGGUUGAUGAUUAUGAUGCGGCUAUGUGGACGGCGGGAAUCGCGGCUGAGGAGGUGCUACGGGGUUCGCUUGAUGACUGA
Histoplasma mississippiense is the source of this 1161-nucleotide messenger RNA. RefSeq lists its product with no specific name. NCBI's taxonomy places the organism in Eukaryota, Fungi, Ascomycota, Eurotiomycetes, Onygenales, Ajellomycetaceae. The coding region runs from base 1 to 1161 and encodes 386 amino acids. Gene Ontology annotation, biological process: regulatory ncRNA-mediated post-transcriptional gene silencing. Gene Ontology annotation, cellular component: P granule; cytosol. The record is from RefSeq and is a predicted model, not a curated record. The transcript has a single exon.